UUCUCACACACAUUUUUUCUUAUGUUUUGUUUAUUUAUGUACCACAUAUCUCUCUCACUCUUUCUCUCUCAUGAGUCUUUGAAGGAUGUUUGUUUUAUGAACCUAAUGAGAAAAGGUCUUGUUUUUAUUUUAUUUCAUUUCAUUAUUAUUAUUUCAAAUACAAGACUUCAAAUUUCAUCCUCACUUUGCACCUCUACACAUAAUUAAAUCACCUUAAUUAUUAAAUACUUUUUUUUAUGUGUUUCUUUAUUAUUCCUUAAUUUUCUUUCAAGGGUUUCUCUUACUAUAUAUAUAUAUAUCAUCAAUCAAUAGUCAAAAUAAUCCAUAGUAGUAGAAGAUUUAUAUAAACAAAGUAACAACCUCAACUUGAUUGUCCUUUGUCUUAUGAAUCCUCCUUAAUUUGUUUGUUUAAGGUUGAUUGAAAGGAGAAAAAAAAAACCUUUUUUUUUAUGUAAUUUUUUUCUUUCAAUUCUAUAGUUAUAUACUAUAUACUAAAUCUUGAAAUAAUUUCUAAGAAAAAUUAAACAAAAAAAAUAUGCUUAAGAAUCAGAUUCCUGAUCUUUCUCUUAACAUUAGUCUCCCAAAUAGUGCUCCUUCUUCAAUUUGCACUAACAAUACAAAUGAAGGAGAUUUAGAUUCAUCUUUUGAUAUAUGGAAAAAUAUUGAUGGUUAUUUCAAAUCUAAUAGUGAUGGUUCAACUUCAAUCAAAGGUAGUAGUAAUCUUCAAAAAGAUACACAACUUUCAUUAUCAAAUUCAAACCCUCCUUUUGAAGUUGAGAGUCCAUGGAAGAGAAACUUUGUUGCAAGAAAGGAAUUAACAAAUUAUGAGGUUUGUGAUGAGAGUGAAAUAUUAAGAAGACCCUUCAAUGGAAUUCCUCUUUAUAGUGGUAAUAAUUCAUCAAUAAUAGAGAAAGAUUCAAAAUUUUCUCUAUAUGAAGUUCAAAAUCCUUCUUGUGCUAUUAAUUCUUCAAAUAAUAGUUGUGAGGGUUUUAAGCAAAUCUCAAGGUUUAAUGGUAUAACCAUGGAGAGUUUAAGGUCUCAACAAUUUCAAUACUUGAACAACCAUCAUCAUCAUCAGAAAUAUCAUAAUCAUCUUCUACAACAAAAUCAAUUUGGGAGUACUAUUGGGAAUUAUGAAUUUGGAAAUGGAUUUUUGAGGUCAAGAUCAAUGAUGGCAAGGCAACAAAGUAAUAAGAGGAACAUGAGGGCUCCGAGAAUGCGAUGGACUAGCUCGCUUCACAAUCGAUUUGUUCACGCCGUUGAGCUUCUCGGCGGCCAUGAAAGAGCAACUCCUAAAUCAGUUUUGGAGCUAAUGGAUGUCAAAGAUUUAACACUAGCUCAUGUGAAGAGCCAUUUACAGAUGUAUAGAACUGUUAAAAAUACUGACAAGCCAGCAGCUUCUUCAGAUGGAGAUGAAAAUUUCAUGUCAUUAACACCACCACAUAAUCAAAAUAAGAACUAUAAUGUAUCUCUAGAUCAUGAUUUGGGCUACACUUCCAACAAUUUAUGGGCCAAUUCUUCUUCAAGUAAAGGAACAUGGACACAAAAUGGAUCACAUGAUUUUGAUGAGUUUAGUACUCAAGAAAUCCUAUCUUCUCAGCACAUUAAUAAUAAGCUUCCUCAGGGUAUUGUGAGAAGCUUGAAGGAUCAAAACAUAGAUGGUCAGAUUCCAAAUUUGGAGUUCACCUUAGGGAGAUCAAAUUAAUUUUAGUUUUUUCAUGGAUCUCUUCAAUGGCUUUAAUAUAAUAUAUAAUAUAAAAAAUAUUAGUGCAUAUAUAUAUAUAUAAAUAUAUAAAUAGCUAGCUAGGUUUUGCUUUUGUGAAGACGAAGAUGUCACUUUCCACAAAUCUAAGCAAACUUUGUAUAUUCUUUUUGAGCUAAAGAUUUAUUAUAUAAGUGGUGUUAAUUUGUCAUUACAUAAA
Messenger RNA from Cicer arietinum (chickpea), 1922 nucleotides. RefSeq lists its product as uncharacterized. Gene Ontology annotation, cellular component: nucleus. Gene Ontology annotation, molecular function: transcription cis-regulatory region binding. Gene Ontology annotation, biological process: abaxial cell fate specification; regulation of DNA-templated transcription. NCBI's taxonomy places the organism in Eukaryota, Viridiplantae, Streptophyta, Magnoliopsida, Fabales, Fabaceae. The record is from RefSeq and is a predicted model, not a curated record.